Molecule: messenger RNA, 631 nt
Organism: Chaetura pelagica (chimney swift)
Lineage: Eukaryota; Metazoa; Chordata; Aves; Apodiformes; Apodidae
Gene: RHOF
Product: ras homolog family member F (in filopodia)
Exons: 5
Biological process (GO): small GTPase-mediated signal transduction; cell migration
Molecular function (GO): GTPase activity; GTP binding
Source: RefSeq, a predicted model, not a curated record
GGAGGCUGCGGGAAGACCUCGCUGCUGAUGGUUUACGCCCAGGGAGCCUUCCCCGAGCAAUACGCGCCGUCUGUCUUCGAGAAAUACACGACCAGCGUCACGGUGGGCAAGAAGGAGGUCACCCUGAAUCUGUACGAUACCGCAGGCCAGGAGGACUACGAUCGCCUGCGACCGCUCUCGUACCAGAACACAAACGUUGUCUUAAUUUGUUACGAUGUCAUGAACCCCACUAGCUAUGAGAAUGUAGCAGCCAAGUGGUAUCCUGAAGUGAAUCACUUCUGCCAGGGCGUCCCGCUCGUCCUGAUCGGCUGCAAGACAGACCUCCGGAAAGACAAGGAGCAGCUGCGCAAGCUCAGGGCUUCUAAGCAGGAACCCAUUACUUAUAACCAGGGUGAAGCAGCUUGUCAGCAGAUAAAUGCAGAAAUUUAUCUGGAGUGCUCAGCAAAAUGUCGUGAGAACAUAGAAAGUGUUUUUAAAGAAGCAACAACCAUCGCACUGAACGCCAUGAAAAAAGCCAAGCGCCAGAGGAAACAGACACUGUGCUCAGUGUUGUGAUCUGGACUGCAAGAGAGCACUGACUGCACCUGAUUCAGAUUAUAAAAGCAGUAGAAGUUUAAAGACUUUUUUUCCC